CCCCAGAAUGCACCAUGUGGAAGCCCAGAAAAUGUUUUACACCCAAGACAGACGAGCCUCUGCUAAUGACCAGCUUUCAGAAAGGAGGUUAACUUAUGAGCAAGUCUGCUACAGUCACAGUAAUGCCUUAUCAAGCUACAGCAGUCCUCUCAAGCAGCAGUGCAGACAGCCAUGUGACGCCCGCAGCAUGCCUCCCACCCCUCGCCUCCACCGCAACGCCCUCAGCAGCACACAGCUAAGAUCAGAGGAAGUUGCUCAACAUUUCCAUCAGAGGAGUGGGAGUUUGGAGUCUCUGUCUCACCACGCGACGGAGGACCAAACCAGCCGGUACCCUCCAUCUCCGUCUCCCACGCCCGACGCUGCAACAGCACCGCGAUCAUCGACGACGGCUCGUCCCAUACGAGCCAGUCCAGCGCGGAGUACCUGCCGCCCGGCAACCACAGCCACAGGUGGCGAGCUCGCGGCCGCCACAGACAGGACCCGUACGCCAACACUGGCAGCAUGCCCAACCUGGCCCAGCCGGACGUCCCCCGCUACGCCGCCUACCAGCCGCAGGGCCAACCCACCCCCACGGCCUAUUACGUCACCGGCUACCCAAGCCAUCUGGACCCAGAACCCUACCCCAACAGAGUUUACAGGUACGACGACGGCAUGGAGGGACACUACAACGUCAACCCGUCCUACCACCACACACAGGCAGCGUACUACAGGCGAGACUUCCACUCUCAUUACGCCACCGACGAGAUAGACGCCGCCGCCCAGCGUUUUGCCACGCUACAGCCGCCCAGGAGCCGUCCGGUGCAGCGCAACACCGAGCAGAUCACCAAGAACAUCCAGAAGGCGCUGGUGGUGGGACAUCUAAAGGAAUGGUACCAGCGCAACAACCCCCAUCACCAGGGGACGUAUAACUACGACUACGACAGAGGCUCCACGCCAAGCCUGGGUUACCAGGCGAUGCCCACCCCUUACCCUCCGAGCCACAGGAACAUUUCUUACUCCUCAGCCUCCUCCAGUGGAAACUGGCGCAUGAAUAACCGUGGUAUGUCCGAUUACGACGUGCCCGUGCAUGAAUCGUUCUCCUACACGUUGAGCCCCGCCCCCUACAUCCAGCCGCCCCACAGCAGAUGCCUCCCAGAAACUCAGUGGCGGAGCUUUGAUAGGAUGACGGGCCCCGCGGGGCCUUUAGAGAGGUUUGCUGCUGUUGCCCAUGCCACUGACCAGAUAAAAAUCCCCCCCCUAAAUAUCAGUCACAGCAGACAAGAAAGGGUGAGAGUCAAGAAGCAGCUUCACAUCAUGAUCCUACAUGGAUGUAAGCCACGUGGAUUCCCAAAUGAACAACCAAACACACACCAUGGACCCAGAUGAGCAGAUUUUAUGGCAUGAAAGCUCCAAACCAGGAACUAUAGUCUAGUCGGCUGUUCCACUGAGCUGGAUUGACAAAGCUGUUGUUGUGCCUUAGACUGCACUUACUUGUUUAUUUUGUUGUCUAAAGAGGACUUAAAGAGUGAAGGAACUUAGUGGGAUUACGCAAAUGAAGUGACCGCAGUUUGGGAUCUGAUAAACGGCCUCUGUUGAAGUUCAACCCACCUUCAGUGGGGUGCCAGGGUAGCGCGCGUGUUUGUGGUGGUAUCACCUCUGCACUGAACCUAAACCUGCUGUGGACUGCAUGUUUCAGCCGAAGAGGAAUCAGAAUCUACUCUGACAGUGUUUGCCUUUUAGAGAGGCCAACUUCAGCCAGACUGGGGCCGCCUCUGCUACAAGGAACCUGAGCGAUGGCGACGGCUUAAACGACUGACCCUGUUCUAUUACUGACAGUCUGGUGUGAACACUGGAACCAUGAAGGAGUCGCCGCACACUGAACAUGAAGGAUUGAACUCAUUAAAAUGGGACGUUUUACACAGCUUAUUACGGCAUCGAUUCCAGCAGUCACUCCCACCUCCAAUGAGGUCUUUCCAUUUAUCACUAAAUGCAAAAUAAGUGAGCCAAAUCCUUAUUUGUAGCACCAUGUGAGUAUUACAACAGGUCACCAGUUUGAGAUUACUGCCACUACUGCUUUGUGUUUGUUAUAAGAUGGUUAUUUGAUCCAUGCUGGAAAUCAUGGGCCGGUGCUCGUCUUUUCUCUCCAGAGAACGAACCUGUUUCUAAGUGUUGUUGUUGUAAAUACACUGGUUCUCUCCUUUUUUUUUGUACAGCAUUUUUAUAUAUAUUUGAGAAAAGGCACAUGUAAUAUAUAGUGAACAAUAAUUGUUAAGCUGGUUCUUAGUUAUUUGUAUAAUUGUGCAUUUGUUUGCAAUUAAAAAAAAAGUAUUUGA
This is a messenger RNA of Fundulus heteroclitus (mummichog), 2312 nucleotides long. RefSeq names its product FERM domain-containing protein 4B-like. Lineage: Eukaryota; Metazoa; Chordata; Actinopteri; Cyprinodontiformes; Fundulidae. Gene Ontology annotation, cellular component: bicellular tight junction; adherens junction. The record is from RefSeq and is a predicted model, not a curated record. The coding region runs from base 502 to 1365 and encodes 287 amino acids. Gene Ontology annotation, biological process: establishment of epithelial cell polarity. The transcript has 6 exons.